Messenger RNA from Pyricularia oryzae 70-15, 342 nucleotides. RefSeq lists its product as uncharacterized. The transcript is spliced from 2 exons. Bases 1 to 342 code for a protein of 113 amino acids. Lineage: Eukaryota; Fungi; Ascomycota; Sordariomycetes; Magnaporthales; Pyriculariaceae. The record is from RefSeq and is a predicted model, not a curated record.
AUGUCUUCCCAGACGUCCAAGAACAACACCCCCAGCACCCCGGCCACGAGCAGCAAGGCGGCCCAAAAAGCCCCUGCUCGGCCCAAGGACGAUAGCGACAGCGAGGACGAGGAAGACCAGCUCCGUAGACAGGUUGCUCAAACCAACCAGGAGUUCCAUGAACAGACGCUCCGCGCAACCCAACUCCAAGAGGAACUCCAGGCUUUCCGAGCCAGUGCUAACGUUACCUCAACCCCUCUUGAUGGGCGCGAGAGAUUCAAGCUUAACCCCCCAGCCACAUUCGAUGGCACACCUGGACAAUUUAAAGGGUACUUUGUACAGGGCCACACGCCCGCCCCGUAG